Molecule: messenger RNA, 4253 nt
Organism: Calliphora vicina (urban bluebottle blowfly)
Lineage: Eukaryota; Metazoa; Arthropoda; Insecta; Diptera; Calliphoridae
Product: mucin-2
Exons: 3
Coding region: 747-3926 (1059 amino acids)
Source: RefSeq, a predicted model, not a curated record
CACCACCCUCACACGAGUAGUAAUAGAUACGCUAAAGAUAAAAUAUACAUAUUUAGUAGCAACAACAACAAUAAUAACGAUAACGACAAUAAUACUAUACUAUUAAUAAAAUAAGAUACAAAAAAAACUACAAUUCAUAUUUAUAAUGUUUCAAAGGUUUAAGCAAAACUUUACGGCCACAAUAGCAACAAAAACGGUAGCAACAACAACAACAAAAACAAUGGGAGCAACAACACCAUUAUUAUGAUUCACAGCGAAUUAAAGACGAUCCAACGAUCAAUGAAUGAAUCACAAACUAUUAAACUUUAUUAACAUUUGUUUAAUAAACUAAAGUAUUAAAUAAACCUGAAAAAUUCCAAAACAAAAAAAAAUCAAAAAUCGAAUUAAAGACAGAAAAAAAACAAAACAAUUGGAAUAUUAAAAGCAAAAAACCAAACUUUAACUGAGAUAUUUAGACUGAAAAAAUUACCAACAGAGUUGUUGUGUUCAAAUUCGAUACGCUCUUGUUGGCUCAUCAUCCAACAACCAACAACAUCAUCAUCAUCAUCAAUAAACAGCCAGCCACAUAACAAAACUGUUUAGAUCAGGCCAACUAAAGUCAAGAACAUACAGACAGCGGCUUCAUCAUCAGCGGCAGAACAGCGGAAUCAUCAUCUUGAUAGUGAAACAACCCAAUUCCGCAAAGCAGCUCAUCACAUCACACAAUAUAUCGCAUCGCAUCACAUCUCAGCACACAGGUUAAAGGCAUGGCACACUUUUGCGGAUUUAUAAAAUUGAUAUUUUUACUUUUGAUGUUGGCGCGAAUACCGUCCAACGAGACAAGGCCACUCAAAGGAAAUUCACAAGCCAACAGUGAUCUCAUUGCGGGCAAUGAGUUUCUCAAACUAUUUAUGGAACAUGAUCAGUUAGACAAAGAUUUCUAUAGUAGUGAGUAUGUUGGCGGAGGCAGUGGAGGUGGUAAUGCGGGUGCAGAAAGAAGAAAGAGUGUAGCUGCAGCUACGAAAAAAGAAGAGUCAUACGAUAAGAAGUCUGCCGAAACGGGGAGAAGGUCCAGUAGUGGAAGAAGUUUAAAGGACAAAGGACCAAAGCUCAAUCAGGCCGAGGGUCAGUUGGAGGAUAGUAAACAAGUAGUUAAAUUAGUUACCUCAGGUAGUAAAAUUGUAUUUUUAGAAGAUUAUGAUGAAAACGAUGCCAUCUUAGAUGCUGAAGCCAGAGAUAUUGAUUUGAAAAGAGAGAUAUUUAAGCAAAAAACUCAUCCCAAUUUGGAUGAUUACAAAGUGGUGGCCGUAAGUGUUUCCUCUUCUAGUCAACGAGGCACAACAACGGCCAGAAAUCGCUUUGCCCAUAAAGCAACAUCAGCCAAAUAUGAGAAAAGACCGACAACAACAGUAAAAACAACCAGCACAACAACAACUACUACUAGCAAAGCGUUCGUGACAAUGACACCUAAACCACCAGCAGCGACAACUGUCAGAUCACAAACAUCACCUGCAUCGGCACCGGCAUCAUCAACUAAAAUCGAUGCCACAGCUGGAGACAACUUUAUCAAUCGCUCACAUAAAAGUGAGUUUUCCAUAGAGGAAGUUGAGCCGCUAACAAUGACACAACAACAGAAAUCACGUAAAAUACAUUCACGUCACAGAACAUACCCAGUAGUAACAAGUGUAUCAGACACAUUGGAAGCUUUAGAUUCAGAAAAUAGUGCUUCUACCAACAUACACAAUGUUCUGGUAGCACCUCUACAACCGUCCGCGUCGGCACGUUCCACAUCAAUGGUGACAACUACGUAUCACAGUGGUCAACGUAAUAUGACCAUUAAUCACGAUUCUAAUUUGCAUGUGGCUCAGGCUCGUCAUAAAACCGCAACCACAACGACAACAAACACCGACGAUGACAAGCCAAAAGCUGGUGAUUUACAGCAGCAUAUGACAAGCGGUAGUGGUGGCGGCGGCGCUGUUGAUGAUCAAUUGUUACCAUUUCAAACAGUCAUUUAUCACGACACUAAAGCAGGUCAUGGUCCACAAUCUCGUUCUAUUUCCUAUUCGUCAAUUUCACAAAAUGUGGAGGACUUAAAGAAAUGGCAACAGUCGGGUAUUUUAGCCGAAGCUAGACGUAAUGUCAGCGAGAGCUUAAAACCCAUUCCAAGAUCCAAUGUUUCUUCAUCGAAUCAUCAACAAGAGCCAGCCAAGUUCUAUUCACAACCUUCCAAAAUGUACAGUGAACCAGCGAAAUUUUAUUCAGAACCUUCCAAGGUCUAUUCGGAACCAGCAAAAGUCUAUGGAGAACCGGAAAAAUUUUACUCUGAGCCAGCUAAAGUCUAUGGGCAACCAUCGAAAUUUUACUCAGAACCCUCCAAGGUAUAUUCCCAACCAGCAAAAGUGUACAGCGAACCAGCCAAAACUUACUGGCCCAUUUUAACUGCAACCACUACCACAUCGACAAAUACUGGCAGUACCAUAAUACCUCCAACAAAUGCUCCCACAAUCACUACCAUACCACCAACACCACAUUCGGUAAAUAUACAUCAAUCAUCGAGAAAGCCCGCCAUUGUAUCACGCAUUGCUUUUGGUGAAGCUCAUUUGACUUCAAGUACAAGUACUAGCACCACUAGUACUACAACUACUACCACGACCACACCUGCCCCAUUGACCACAACAUCCAGAACAUAUGGCUCUCACAGUCAGCAUCAAUAUUCUCGCACAUAUAGCAGUCAUCGUAAUCCAUCUUCCACUUCAUUGAACAAUGAAAAUUCAUCCUCAUCAUCAUCUUCAUCAACACCUUCACGUCGUAUACUUUUUAAUCUAGACCGUUUACCGUAUGAUCUUUUAAAUGCACCUGAACCAUCGAUACAACAGCAACAGCUUUUGGAACUGCAAAAAACCAAGAGGCCGCAACAGACAUUAACAUACCCACAGUCAAAGCAGCAGCAGCAACAUCAGCAACCACAACAGCAGCAGCAACGUCAUAAUAUCAAUCCAUGUUUAGAGUCGGCAGUUUCUUCACUUUUUUCAUCAUCUUCUUUAUCUGUUCAUCCAGCAUUACUGAAACAACGACAACAACAUUCAUCAUUGUCAGAUCAACAACAACAUUCUAAUCAAAAUGCCAAAGGAUUGCCCAACGGAGAUCUAGUCAAAUGUGUGGCUGAAAUUUCCCAUACAUCAUCAGCUGCUGCUGCAGCUUCUCAUGAUGAUGAUAAUGAUGAUACGAGUGGCGGUGUUGAGGCAUUUACCACUGAACGCAGUCACAUUGAAGAGCUUUUCACGCCGACCCCAGAGCAAAAUUACGAAAUAGAAGAGUCUGUAAGUGUAAUGACAAAUGGGCGAGCCCAUAGCGGUGGUAGAAACAGCUUGGCACAGCCAACAACAUCACCCAUACAUACACAGCAGCAUCAUGGUUUCAAGCCGAACAGACAACGAACUCGCAUACACUUUGGCACGAACGUCAACAAUCCAGAGGUUCACGAUGGUGGACAUCAAUUGAGUCAGACGUCGUACAACACCAACGCAAAUGCCAAUGCAAAUACUAACAAAAACAGACAUCACACUGCUCCAGACUACAGUCAGUAUGACGAAGCAAGUCACAAUGGCGAUGGUGGUGGUGGUGAAGACGACAGUACAGAUGAUGAUGCCGCUAAGAAUAAUGAUUAUGAUGAUACUGGUUCCCCAGCCAAUGAAAAUGAUGACGAUGGCAACAAUGGUGGAGGUGGUGGUGAUGGUGAUGACUCCAAAGUGGCCUAUAUUGUUGAGGGUCACAACUAUCGCAAAUAUCGCGUCGAAGAAGAAACCGAUGAUGGAUUCAUUGUAGGCGAAUAUGGUGUUGUAGAUCACAACGAUGGCAACUUGCGAGGUGUGCGUUACACAGCCGAUUCGACCAUCAAUCGUAGCCUUAUACAAAAGGCGUUGUUGACAUUUUUAAAACUGAAAUAAGUUGGAGGAAGGUAGAGUUUACAAGCAAUUGUAUGGUAUGGUCAGUAGAUGUUUAAGAUGAUGGUAUUAACUAUUUGUGAUGAUUCCUAAUACAAAAACAAACAAACAAAAAACACUUUAAAGUAGUAAACAAGAUAAAAUAUAGUUUUGAUAUUUUAAAAGAUCAGUUAGUUUAAUAGUUACUUUGUUUAGAUUUAAGAGUAUAGUUUUUAGAAAAAAAGUUCAAUUUGUUUGAAAUGAAAAAAAAGAAACGAAAUGCAACAAACAACCAACAAAACCAAUCAAUAAAACGUAUGUGAUUCAAGUCUUACUAUUUUAAAAGAAAAA